AUGGCAGACAUCGACCUUGGAGCCAUCGUAGUCGACACGUUCUUCGUGAGUAUCCGCAAAUGGGUAUUCGCUCUGAACGACUAUUUCUCCAAGCGUUUCUGUCGAGUGCACCCACUUUUUGCGUUGACAAGUUUUGUGAUCGCCGACUACCGCUACUUUGUAUUUUGGACGCUACCUCUCGAGGUCGCGUACUAUUUCUUCAUCCCUUUGCUUGUAAUCGGUAUCCUCGCAUUGCGUCGUUUCUGGUUCCUACCGUUCUUCCCCGCCCACAUGGAGUUGCGUCCACAUUUCCCGACAUUUCUGGCCGAGUCACUGUAUGCGUACACUACGGUCGCAGUGUUUCUCAGUUUAAUCUUCCACAGCUUGUUUUUUCAUUGGAUGAUUGUACCGUCCUGUGUGUCAAGGAUCUUCGAGUGGGAUCCGAACGAUAAGGUGUUUUCUCGCCUUGCGUUGGUUCUACUGCUGUCUACCAUAUUCGAUCAUGUGGUCGAGUAUCCGUUGCAAUUGCAGUCGCAACAAACCACUAAGGGGCUUGAGGAGCAGGAAAAGAAAGGUUCCGGUGGGGUUACUACUUGUCAUCCAAGCGUGGCGCACAAGAUACGAAGCAGGUCGACAACGUUGGCGAAGAGUAAGCCACGCGAGUCGAAAGCAUAA
Phytophthora infestans T30-4 is the source of this 654-nucleotide messenger RNA. RefSeq lists its product as uncharacterized. The record is from RefSeq and is a predicted model, not a curated record. The coding region runs from base 1 to 654 and encodes 217 amino acids. NCBI's taxonomy places the organism in Eukaryota, Oomycota, Peronosporomycetes, Peronosporales, Peronosporaceae. The transcript is spliced from 7 exons.